Molecule: messenger RNA, 1631 nt
Organism: Mizuhopecten yessoensis (Yesso scallop)
Lineage: Eukaryota; Metazoa; Mollusca; Bivalvia; Pectinida; Pectinidae
Product: rho-related protein racA-like
Exons: 9
Coding region: 132-1517 (461 amino acids)
Biological process (GO): proteasome-mediated ubiquitin-dependent protein catabolic process; regulation of proteolysis
Cellular component (GO): cytoplasm
Molecular function (GO): ubiquitin protein ligase binding
Source: RefSeq, a predicted model, not a curated record
GGCAAAUGUGACAGUAAAAUGGAUUCCAGAAAUUCGGCGAUUUUGUCCUAAUAAGCCAAUCGUUCUCGUUGCCUGUCAAAUAGAUUUACGACAUAAAUGUUCUGAUCUUGUGACGUACGAGGAAGGGUCACAUGCAGUUCGCCAGUGAUCUAGGAUUGCCUUACAUAGAAACCAGUGCGCUUACCCAACAGGGUGUAAAGGAUGGGUUUGACACAGCGAUCCGUGAAGCGCUGAUCUCAGCAUCAAAGAAAACGGAAAUGCUUAAAAUCCGGUCAUCUUGCUGUAGGAAAAAACAAAUUCCUUUUCCACCAUUGAUGCCCCCUUCCGUCAAGACCCCAUUUAUUGAAGUUGAACCAUCAAGCUUUGCAGAUGAUUGGAUGUUGAUGCACGAAAACCCUGUACAUGCUGAUGUGACAUUCGUAUUGAAUGGCCAACACAACCUGGACGCACAUAAAAUAGUUCUGUGUUCAGCCUGCAAAUAUUUCAGAACGGUUUUUGGAAAGAUGUCACAUAAGAUGAAAACGCCAGAGUCAUUGAGUAACUUCGCCGUGCAGGAUCUCAACCCAGAACUUGUUCAGGGGAUUGUAGCUGUUUAUGAUAAGGAAAAUGGUACGGAAGAGAUCGUGGGUCAUUGUCACACAAUGGUAGAACUCAGCGCCGAUAUCGAGCCAAGAACAUUUGUCAGAGUCCUGCAAUUUCUCUAUGCUGGAGUACCAAAACUGACCAAAGACCACGACACGAUUGACCAGGAUGAACUCGCUGACGUCAUGAGGGUAGCCGACAUAUUCGCUAUACCAGAACUUACAGAAAUGUGUCAAAAUUGCCUUUCCGAAGAAGAAUUUCUAAAUCCAAGUAUAGGAACUUACUUCAAUAACGAGACAAAACAGACGAUGAAGGAACUCUAUUUCAAUAACCCUGAGAUGGCUGAUGUAGCGUUCAAUGUGGAAGGAAGAAAGAUUUACGCUCAUAAAUGUGUCUUGAGUGCAAGGUGUGAAAUCAUGUCGGCCAUGUUCCGAGGUCACUUCGUAGAAGGUCAAACAACCAUAUCUGAGGUGAAUAUUCCGGACACUUCGGCGGAGUGUUUCCUGGCUCUAUUGGAAUACCUCUACACCGACCAUUCACCUAUUGAAGAGAUCGAGGUGAUGGAACUGCUUGUUCUCGCAGAUAAAUACGGACAAAAACGUCUCAUGAAUUUGUGUGAAUUGUAUAUAGGCAAAGAAAUAGACAAGAGUGUGGCAAAGAACAUAGAGAAAGCAGAAAUUGACGUCAUCGGACUUUUACACACGUCACAGAAUUACAAUGCAGAACAAUUGUCCACGUGGUGUCUUCAUUUCAUCGCCACACACUACACGUCAUUUCAAAAAAGGAAGGAAUUCUCGUCACUGAAGGGAAAAAACAAAAUACAUAUUGAGGAGAAUCAGUGGCCACCAGUGUCGUACCACCAUGAAGUGGAAGAGUACGAGAAAAGGUGGAAGUCAAAGGGAGACAAAUGUUCAUUCAAAUGUUCCAUCAUAUAAAUUGGUUUUAUUUGUGUCUUAUUUGCAAUAAGUGUACUUAUUUUACCUGUUCUGGGUUUUAAACAGCGAUACAGGCUUCUACUACUUCUACUACGUCUACUACUACUUCUACUA